Messenger RNA from Neodiprion fabricii, 2580 nucleotides. It is a transcript of the gene bou, whose product is annotated as U-scoloptoxin(05)-Sm1a. The coding region runs from base 207 to 791 and encodes 194 amino acids. Lineage: Eukaryota; Metazoa; Arthropoda; Insecta; Hymenoptera; Diprionidae. The record is from RefSeq and is a predicted model, not a curated record. Gene Ontology annotation, biological process: positive regulation of voltage-gated potassium channel activity; regulation of synaptic transmission, cholinergic; sleep. The transcript has 4 exons.
CGGUACAUCGGCGCUCGACUCGACACGCCACAGGGGCAUUCGACUCUCCGUUUUCACCUGAAAGAAACGGCAGGUGAAGGUGGAUGUCGCUGCGGUGUGAAGUAUCGUUGUGUCUUCGUUGAGACGAUCCGACAGUUUCCUCGCGAAAGAACGUUGUGCUCGAGGAAGGAAUUCAAAAUUAAAAAAAAAACAAAAAACGACGAAAGAUGGGAAGUUCGCGCAAAGAGAGAUGCUUGAUAAUAGUCGCACUCUUUGUGGCGUAUCUUGAAUUAGCGAACGCAAUUGAUUGCUAUCAAUGCCUGGGUACGGAUUCGGGUCAUCCCUUUCAGUGCAACGAGUUUCUGACGAGCGACAUCGACAUUCAACCAGAGCCAUGCGAUAAUGUUUACGGUGCUCAAUACUGCAUCAAGCACAUUGGACGAUUCGAGGCCUUGGGUCUAGACUGCUAUCAGUGCGCAUCAGCUUCGGAAUGGGAAUGCAUGGAGGGUGACUUGGUGAAAGAAGCUUUGCAGUUGAAAAAUUGCAGUCACGUUUUCGAGGCCCGCUACUGCGUCAAGACCGUCGGACGAUACGGAGGUGGAAUUGGGACGAAGAGAUAUUGUUCGUCACUGGAUCUGGGCAACUACUGCAAUUACGUACAACAGCGUGGCGACACGCUCGAAUAUCGUACUUGCGUUUACACUUGUAGCGGUGACGGAUGUAAUCCGGCAUCCCCCGCCGCAUUACCGAGUAUAAUUUCUCUCUUAAUUCCUAGUUUCAUUGUCGGCUACGCGAUGAUAUACAGGAGGUAAUAAUUCCGUUGUAAGUAUAUGUCUACAAAAGUCCGGAAGAACAAAAUCGAGAAAAAAUACAGAGUAAAAUAUUUUAUAACGAAAUAUAUGAAUUUAUCAAUCGUGUAGAUAAAAUUUUCGAAAAUUUCGAGGCAUAAGAAAUUAAAAUUAAAAUACACGUAGAAUUCGACGAUUGAUAGUUAAACGCAUUAUAUGACGAGCUGAAUCUCAGGAUGAAAAGAUAUUUUAUACACUUCAAACUUAUAAGUUGAUAAUGAUAGUAUAUACCUUAAUAACCGUUAAUAUAACUUCAUGAGAUGUAUAUUAGAUGUAUAAUACACCAAUGUACUGGAAUUUGAAUCGCUAGUAGAUUUUAUAAUUAUACUUGAUAUUUUUUUAUACACGCUUCUGCGAUGGGCAAUAUAAUUUAAUAAUUUUAUCGAUAACGAUAAUGUAUUGCUAUUUUGAUUCAUUCAUUUCUAUGCAUACAUACAAAGAAGGAAAAAAAUUGUUACUGCUUAUAUGAACGCAAGCUGUACUCUUUUCUAAUGACAAACGUUAUGUUAAUAUAUUUUAUAUUCGAAUUUUAUUUAGUAAGUAUAUAAUAAUAAUCUCUUGUCUAAGACGAUGUAUUAUAUAGGAUUUAGAAUAUAGUUAGAUUAGAUGUGUGAGUCUCUAGAUUUCGCAAGUCACAACGUUUUUUAAAAACGGAAAUAACUGAUUUAUAAUCCGUCCACUAUUUAUAAUCAUUUUAUUCAUACCCUAUUUGAUAUUAUUAAUGAAAUAUCAUAUGCGUAUCGAUACGCACGAAUUCGACCGAGAAAUUUUAUAUAAGUUGUAUUGAAAAUACGUAUGGAACUGCGUAAAAAUUCAGAGAUGUAUUUUCUGUUUUCUUUAUUGAAUUACAGGCUAAAUUAGAAAAAAUUCUCUGCUUACAUUGCUUAUAAUAAGUACAAAUAGUGAACAUUUAUAUAAUAUACAUUAUAGUAUAGCUACAUACAUAAUUGCCAAAAUUCAUUUCCCGUACGUAAUAAGUACAUAGUACAUAAUAUUGUACGAUAUAAUAUCUAAUUUUUGUGCAUGUUCUUUCCUAGUUUUCUACGCAAAAUAUUUAUGCAUACUAUCUUUGGCAUAUGUAAGGCAAUCUUGUUAAGCAAAAACAGUAAAUCAUACUUCGCAAAGUAUUGUUUUAUCAAACAUAUUAUUUUUUUUCUUCCGGAAACUUUCCUUGUCUGAGAAAAUAGCUGCGUCCUAGUUAUAAUUUCGUCAAACUGUUUCUCCACUCAAUCGUUUCCCGUUUCUUUUUUCUUCUUCUUAUUUUGUUACCUUACAAAACUCCCAAAUUUUACAUCUUACACUCAGCUUUGCCGAACGCUGAUUUUGUCAAGCAUACAAGACAUACGCCGAGAUAGGUUACAAUUUUGUGUUCUAAGUAAUACAUUCGCGGUACAAAUUAAACACGAUCAUUGAAUGACCAAAAUUAAUCUUAAGGCUAUAGCUAAUCAUUUAGUAAUACAACGCACAUCUAACAUCAAAUAAAGUAUACGUGCAGAUAGCAUUAUAUUCUGCUUAAAAAAAAAAUAUUAAAAAAAAAUAUUACUAAUGUUAAUAAUAAACGUUUCGUUUGUAUUGAGAAAAAAAUUAAAAAUUUGUCAGUUCUGUCAAUCGUGUAUCUGAAUUUUUAAACUUAUACUCUGAUGAUUAUAAUAGGCACUUAUGAUUAUAUAAUUUUGUUCGCAAGAAUCUACUGUACUUUUGCAAAAUGUAUUUAUUAUUGUAAUCAAAUUAAAACGUUAUUAUGAGAAUUUUA